Messenger RNA from Lymnaea stagnalis (great pond snail), 6318 nucleotides. Lineage: Eukaryota; Metazoa; Mollusca; Gastropoda; Lymnaeidae. The record is from the annotation of a GenBank genome assembly.
AGUUUAUUGAAGUGGAGGUUUUGAGACAUCAUUCGACAACCUGCCACAGCGCCUACGGAUACACACUGAAUUCGUAAUCAUCUACAGGCAUUUUUUUUGUUUGAAAUUGUUUCUUUUUCAUUAAUUAGGAAAUGAUGACUUGAUCUGUUUUCAUCUGCCCUGAUCUAUUUUGAUCUGUCUUGAUCUGUUUUGAUCUGUAUUGAUCUGUAUUGAUCUGUCUUAGUCUGUUUUGAUCUGUAUUAGGCGAUCAAAUUAGGUAGAUAGAACAAAUUAUUCUCUGUUAUCAAAGGACUGCAACUCGCUUUAAAAAAAAAAAAAUACAGUUUAACUUGUUCUUAAUUUUUUUUUUAUUUUUUUUUUUUUUUUUUUUUUUUUUUUUUUUUUUUUUUUUUUUUUUUUUUUUUUUUUUUUUUUUUUUGUGUUUUAAUUUUGUUUUUUUUAAAAAUUUUUUUUUUUUUUUUAAAAGUAUGAAAUUUUUUUAAAAAAAAAAAAAAUAUUUUUUUUUUUUUUUUUAAUUUUUUUUUUUUUUUUUUUUUUUUUUUUUUUUUUUUGGGGCCUGACAUGAGAUUUGUUGACUCAUCCAACUAUUCUAUAAUCGAGCUAUGAUUUGUUAUUUGAUUUUUUUUUUUAAAUGUAUUUACUGCAUUUAACUUGUUGCUUGAAACAUGUGACAUUUAUAUAAAUUAAACCAAGUUUAAAUUAAAAUAUUAUUAUCAGCGGUGUAGCUAUCCUAAGUGACACCCGACGUGAGAAAAUAGGUAUUCUUUUUUAAAGGAAGGCGUGAGUGGGAAUGUGUAAACUUUGUAAUAAAAUGAAUUUUCUUCGUGUCUGUCCCCCCCCCCCUUGUUUAUUUUCCGAAAUCUUCCUUAGAACAAUUUCCCUUCAACAAGUUUCUUUCUUACAAAUUUCCGGUAGCUAACUGCAGUGGAUUCACUUCGUCUUACCAUAUAUAAUAUUCUCUAUUGUCUUAUCAUAGUUCAUGUACGUCUGUAGAUUAUAGGUCAUGUCCAUGUGAAUAUGUGGUCUCAGAGGUAGUCUUUAUUUAUGAACAGAAAAUGUCUGACCAGGGCUCAUCUAUGUACGUUGCUGGUAGCAGUGACAGUGGAGUUUCUGACACGUCGUGGACUAACUCGAGCAUCGUAAGCAACGUCAGCAGUGUCAGCAGUGCUGCAAGUGACGCUACCAUAACAGGUGAGCAUGGUCAGAAAUGGGACGCCUACGUGGCAAAGGCUGGAUUUAGUCACAAUCUUCCCCAAAAGUUAUAUUUUGCACGAAAAAAUACGAUAUCGGUGCCCUCUAAAGUUGGGGCCCGGGGCGGGCACCCUUUUUGCAACCUACGCCCUUCACAAGGCCCUGUCUACAUGAGCUUUGAUUUGUUGACAAAGCUGUGGGGAAAACAUCACAGAACUCCAAAGUGUUCGGUGCAGGAGAAAAGUUCGCGGAUCACCCAUCAAAUCUUAACAGUGUUAAGCACGGACUUUUUCAGCGUUCCAUUCAUCUACUUAGCCAUGCACACAAUAAUUAUUCAUUUCGUAUAUAGCUAUAUGUACUGUGAGACAUUAAUUAUGGAGAUAAAUCUGCAGAUAAGAUACAAUUUCUAAAUGUUAACAAAAAAAAAAAAAUCAACACAAUCCAGGACAGCAUUAGUAGCAGAACACAAUCAGUUUCAAUGUUGGCCUGUAGAAUAUUUAGUGGGAUUGGUCCGUCCGAGGCGAGGUAAAUUUUAAUGUUAAAAGAAAAAUAAUCAACACAAUCCAGAACAGCAUUAGUAGCAGAACACAAUCAGUUUCAAUGGUGGCCUGUAGAAUAUUUAGUGGGAUUGGUCCGUCCGAGGCGAGGUAAAUUUUAAUGUUAAAAGAAAAAUAAUCAACACGAUCCAGGACAGCAUUAGUAGCAGAACACAUCAGUUUCAAUGGUGGCCUGUAGAAUAUUUAGUGGGAUUGGUCCGUCCGAGGCGAGGCAAAGUGGACCCGGACGCCAAAAAAAAAAUGGUUGUCAUCAGUCAGAACCUUACUAGUGAACUAAAGAUAAAAUCCCUAUAAACCUGUACUUCGCAAAGCAAAUUGGGGGGGGGGGGGGUGUUUGCAAGACACAUUUUUUCACUGGUCUACAGUGGUGGCACUUACUUUCUAUAAUUUUAAAGGGUGUCAUUUUUUGGGCGACUAAAUGCAUACAACAACAAUCAUCUGUCAUACAUACCCUCUCCUCUCCCUCUAAAUACUACAAUCAACAGUUAAUCAAGAAAACGUUACGUUUACACCAUUGUUCCAAUAGCAAUCCUGAAUUAUUACCCAACAUUUUUUGUGCACAAAUAGUUUAAAUAUUAAUUUGCAUUGCUUGACAAUGUAUAGUUUACAUGUCUCUAUCAGGGAAACGUAUUGGUGGUUUCACUUAAUUGCCGGCCAUAUCUUGUCACCACUUGUGCUGGAAAAGGAUGUGCUGGAAUAGGAUAUCCUGUAAUAGUGUCCUAUUUUUAUUUACUUAGUUUACAUGUUUUAAUAAUUGUAAAGCGCUUAGAGCUUUAUGAUAAGCGCUAUAUAAAAAAUGCCUAAAUAAAUAAAUAAAUAAAUAAUAGGAUGUGCUAGAAUAGGAAUUAUUGCAUUUGGUAGCGACACUUUCACUACAGUCUCUUUUACAACCUCUGGGUUGUUGAGUUGUGGUUCAUGUGCUGUAUCGGAGCUGUCACGUUCGAAUAAAUCUGGAUAAUUGCUUUGCCCGCCAAAUGUCUCUUUUAGCAGUUUCUGAUUUCGUCGAUGUGUCAUCCCAUCUGGUGUUUUGGCAAUGUAAGAACUUGGUGUGGAGGCUUCUGAGAUAACUACUGCUGACUGGAUUCCAUGAGCUUCGAGGCUUGUUCUGCAUAUGGACACUGCUCCCAGGCUGAAUCUGUGGACACUGCUCCCAGGCUCAAUCUGUGGACACUGCUCCCAGGCUUAAUCUGUGGACUGGGGCCUUUGAUGCUCACUGCAUACUGAGCAAAUUAUACAAGGUCUAUGAUCUGUCAUUCCCGGCUAGAAAAGUACUUCUCUUGCUGUAGCCAAACAUUUAUCACGCCCUAAAUGUCCUCGAUGAAGUCUCUUGAGCAUUUCUUUCUGCAAUAUUUUCGGAACUAUAAUUUGCUUUCCUUUGAAAAAUAAACCUUGGCUUUCACUUAGUUCUCCUUUGAAUCUAACAUACAUUCUUAUUUCUUGUGGAACCUCAGAUCUUCUAUCUGGCCUACCAGCUAAACUUUGUUUCCUUAAAAGUCUCAGGGUGGCCUCGCCCGCUGUUGCUUUUUGAAAUACUUUCAUUUUUUCAUCUGAAAUAGGUAGACUGUUAACCUGGGCUUCCCAGUCAUCACUUGAUGGGUAAUGCCUUGGUAUGGAUGCUCGAGAGAGAGAGGGUCUUGGAUAAACAUUUCAUUGCCGGGCUGGAAUUCAAAAAAGAUUUGUCGCUACUGUGACCUGGCGCCCAUAGACAUAGUGAUGAAAAUGCUCAACUUCGAAUACUACUGCUAGCAUUUCUUUUUCUAUUUGAGCAUAUAUUUUUCCCCACUCUGUUAAAGACCUAGAUGCAUAAGCCACAGGUAUCUCAAUUCAUAGGCUGUCAUAGCAUCUGUGGAACAACAAAUCUUUAUUCCACAUUCUACAUUCCUUUUAUACCACACAUCACAUGACCAAUCACUCCUUUCUCUAACCAAUAUUCACACCUUUAAGUUUAAACAUUCAUGAAAACACAUCACCGCGUCUAGCCACACCACGUGACUACACAUUCCAAUCAAGUCACAAAGUUCACUCAAUGCACACAACAAUAUUACUAUCGGCACUUGGAAAAACCUUGACCUUUCAAACGGUAAAAUCGUCGAUUUCUUGAAUAUUUAGCAAUAAACUGACAACCAUAGGUAAUUUAAUUAUUUGUUUAAAAAAUUAAGAAACCUUUUUAAAAAAUUAUUUCUUUAAAAGACGAUUUUGAAACAAACUGGUAGAAAAUAAUUUUAAAUUAUCGACAAAACUGACAACACAAGAAUCUUUACUUUUUUUUUUAACGAUCGUAUACAAAAGCUGAGAACCACUGCCCUUACCAUAAACAUAUCAAGAAUGAAACAUGGAGCUGAGCUUCACCUAAUGCGUUAGUGUUGCUAGUCACUUGUUGAUAUCAGUUUUAAUUUCUCUGAUACUAGAGUACGGAAAUUAUUGUAUUACGAAUUUAUCCGAUCAGUAUGGGAAUAACAUCCUAGCCUUCCUCGAGUUAAGCCAGGGGCGUGGAAAGAAAAUCUUUAUUAAUAAUGCAGGGCGACACUGACAGAUGUUCCCACAAGAUGGUGACACAAGAUGUUGACACAAGAUGCUGACACAAGAUGCUGACACAAGAUGCUGACACAAGAUGCUGACACAAGAUGUUCACACAAAAUGGUGCAGGAGAAACCUUUUGUAUAGUUUCGCGAUUACAAAAAACGUCGAUUUUUUAUUUUAAGAACGGUAUCAAUGUCAGGUUUUCGGUCUUCUAGAGAAAUUAGAGAAUAAUUUAUCUUCAACUUAUAGAAGUUCAUGUCUUGCCAGAGAUGGCCAUCAUCAUACUAUCAGUUGGAAUCUGACCAGUGUUAUUUCUACUAUUGCUUAUUUUCAUGAAAUCUUGAUUCAGUAAACGCAUCCAUUUUAUAAUCCUUCCAAUUACCUUGAGGAUUGGUGUGGGAAGAGAGAGAGAGUGUGUGUGUGUGGAGGGGGGCGCACGGUGUGACAAUGUGAUUUAAAUUGAUAGGACACAGUAAGCGCAUCGUGUGACAGACAGUGGCAGCGCGUGAUAGAGUUCUAAAUUUGAAACUGAAGUUUCCAUCCAUGUUACAAUAAAGACGCUGGCGUCUGCAUUUUUUUUUUUUCCCGAAUUAUAGCUUCACCAGCAUCAAGUGUGGACCACCCCCAGCAGACACCAGGCGUUGAUCAAAUUCAACAUGGACCUCAGGAAGCCUCGGGAUCACUAGACAGUGGGAUAUCGUCAAUGAGAAGUGGACAAGAUCAAUCACUUCCCCAGCAACACGCCGUUGCUGGCAAUAGAACACAGGAAUGGAUAAACAACAGGUAAAAGUUAUUAAAAAAUGUGUGUGUAUGUGUGUGUGUGUGUGUGUGUGUUUUAUGUCUAAAUCUGCGUGCAAAGAGGGGUCAAAUGUGUAGUAAACCUUUCAAAACCCCCUUUUUAUGUAAGGUGACUCAAGUGGGGGGUUGUUGUUAGUUUGUUACCACAACUUUGCAGUCUUCAGUUUGAUAUGUUAGCUGCCCCCCCCCCCGCCCAAUCAAAACGGCUAACAUUCGCCACAUAGCAUCCUUAUUGAAGUUUUGAUGCUGUCAUGGGACAAAACGAUUGAUCUUUAAGAGCUUGUAUUCAAUUAGUCUGGGUAUAUUGUUUAACUUAUCUGAAAGCAAAUUUAACCAUAUUCCACAAGUCCCAAAAAAGCUGAGAUUUCGUUGGUCCGACUUCUGCCUCAAAGCACAAAAAGGAAUUGAACAAUGUGGAGCAUUUGCGAGGAUAACGAAUUACAAGACUGUAUGAAUAUAUAUAUAUAUAUAUAUAUAUAUAUAUAUAUAUUGUCUUACUCAAAAUACUUGGUUCGUUUUUCCUUUGCUUGCUUGCUCUGGGGUCGUGUAGGUCAGUGUUACCCAAACCGUGGUCCGCCAGGCCCGCGAGCCCUACGUUGCUGGUUCGUAUGAAUAUUUAUGGUCAAAAGAAAAUACAAUAAAUGUAUCUGGCAACGGUCCGUGGUGGAAUUUUGAAACGCGUUGACCGGUCCGCCAAUCUUUACAGUUUGGGAAACUCUUGUAUGUGGCACCUCAUGAGUCUAUGUUAAGUGUUUGAAAAAGUAAAAUACUAUUUGAUUUCAAACACACAAAAUCACUCACUGAACACCUCCUUGAAAAACACGAAUCAUGAAUUGUUUAAUGAAUAGAAAUGCUUAUACUUAUCCACACUUAUUUCCACAGUCAGUUUAAUGUGUUUGUCAAAACAUUAAACGGUGACACUCUGACUGUACAAACCAACGCAGACGAGACGGUCGCAUCUUUCAAAGCUAAGGUGGAUGAAGCCACUGGAGUCGUGGGAAGCCAACAACGUCUCACCACUUUAGAAGGCCGCGACUUGAAGGACCGAGACCGGCUGAGGGACUACAAUAUUGGAAGAGAUUCAACACUCAGAUGUCUGGGCCGUCUCCGAGGGGGCUACAUCUAGGCUGGGGCCACCAUUUAUAUUCCAGAUGUGGAGCUGCAACUGUUUUCUUAUAGUUGGUGCACUGACAUCUUUGACUUUCAUGUGACUGUCCAUGUUUCAUUUCGUUAAUAAACAACUUUCAAGAAA